This is a messenger RNA of Lathyrus oleraceus (garden pea), 919 nucleotides long. Its product is annotated as protein LEAD-SENSITIVE 1. The coding region runs from base 126 to 812 and encodes 228 amino acids. The record is from RefSeq and is a predicted model, not a curated record. Lineage: Eukaryota; Viridiplantae; Streptophyta; Magnoliopsida; Fabales; Fabaceae. The transcript is spliced from 2 exons.
UCGUUUGCCUAAAAAGUACUGCGGUAGUGAAAGGUCUAGAGACACAGAAACUGUAUUCGUGUUCGUUUUAUUUAAUUUCUUCAUCCCUUUCAGUCUUCACCUUGGCAUUUCACAUACACAUCAAAAUGGAAGUUCUUUCCAAUAAGAUUGAUCGGAAACAAUUGAAACCAGGCGAUCACAUUUACGUUUGGAGGCAGUCUUAUCUUUAUGCACAUCAUGGAAUAUAUGUUCGAGAGGGAAUGGUAAUACACUUCACAAGAGAAACAAGUGGAACACAAACUCUUUUCGACCGUCUCUUUACAAGUUCAUUCCCCGCUUUGGAUACGCACAUUCCAUGUCAAAAAUGUGUUGAUGCUAAGCAAACAAGGAGUAAUGGUGUCAUCUUGUCUUGCUUAGACUGUUUUCUCUCUGGUGGUGAACCAUGCCUCUUUCUGUAUGGUGUCAACAAACUACAUUUUCUAAACCAAGCUCGAGGAGGUACGUGCACCCUUGCUUCUUCUGAUCCAGCAGAUGAAGUCAUUCACCGAGCUAAUUAUCUUGUUGAAAAUGGAUUUGGUGGCUACCAUGUCUCCGAGAAUAACUGUGAAGAUUUUGCAAUUUAUUGCAAAACGGGCCUUCGAGUAAUCACAAACGACAGUGUAGGAGGGGGGAGUGGACAGGCAAUAAGAUCUGCUGUCAAGUCUGUAGUCCGUUUGGCUGUCCGUUAUUAUAGUCCAACAUUUUUUGGUCGUGUAUCGUACAGCGGUAAAAGAUUGGUUUCUGAUAUUGGAUAUCGCGAAGAUGUAACUAAAGUACCAGUGGAAAAAAUCUGAGAUGGCUAGAAGAGAAAGAAGAGAAAGUAAGUGUGGUUAAACAAAAACUAUUUUGUGGAAUGUUUAUACUUGAAUGGUGUUUUAAAGAUGCCUUUGUUAAGUUUCAA